CUGCGUGUCUGACCUUCAUAGCCGUAAUCAUGUUCGCCAGGACCAGCGUGUUGGUUUUCUCCCCACAAUGUGGGCAGGUCAGGAACAUGGCUACCUUGAAGGACAUCACCAUCCGGUUGAAGUCCAUCAAGAACAUCCAGAAAAUCACAAAGUCCAUGAAGAUGGUGGCCGCAGCCAAAUAUGCUCGUGCCGAGAAGCAGCUGAAGCCUGCACGUGUCUACGGCACCAGUGCUCUGGCCCUGUAUGAGAAGGGCGACAUCAAGGCGCCUGAGGAUAAGGUCAGCAAGCAUGUGAUCGUUGGUGUGACCUCUGACCGUGGACUCUGUGGUGCCAUCCACUCCGGUAUAGCCAAGACCAUCAAGAGUGAAAUCGCCAGUCUGACUGGUGCUGGCAAGGAGGUGAUGGUGAUCAAUGUGGGAGACAAGCUGAGAGGCCUGCUGCACAGAACUCAUGGGAAACACAUCUUGUUGAACUGCAAGGAGGUCGGCCGUAAGCCUCCCACCUUUAGUGAUGCUUCCAUCAUCGCUACUGAGCUGCUCAACUCUGGAUACGAGUUCGAUCGGGGCUCCAUCAUCUACAAUAGAUUCAGGUCUGUUAUCUCCUACAAGGCAGACAAGAAGCCGCUGUUUUCCAACGAUGCAAUCGCCUCCUCAGAGAACGUGGGGAUCUAUGAUGACAUUGAUGCUGAUGUGCUCAGAAACUACCAGGAGUUUGUUCUGGUCAACAUCCUGUACCUGGCUCUGAAGGAGUCCUCCACCAGCGAGCAGAGUGCCAGGAUGACCGCCAUGGACAGCGCCAGCAAGAACGCCUCUGAGAUGAUCGACAAGCUCACCCUCACCUUCAACCGCACCAGACAGGCCGUCAUCACCAAGGAGCUGAUUGAGAUCAUCUCCGGAGCUGCUGCCCUAUAAGUGGGUGGGAUCGUCAUGUCCACACCGAUAGCUCUUCAGAGUCCUCCAGACACGUUGUUGUCGAGUCUAAUGAACAUUUGUGCUUCUGUUUGUAAAAUAUAUGAAGAAAAUAAACUUACAAAGAAUCGUCA
Molecule: messenger RNA, 1042 nt
Organism: Nematolebias whitei (Rio pearlfish)
Lineage: Eukaryota; Metazoa; Chordata; Actinopteri; Cyprinodontiformes; Rivulidae
Gene: atp5f1c
Product: ATP synthase F1 subunit gamma
Exons: 9
Coding region: 30-911 (293 amino acids)
Biological process (GO): proton motive force-driven ATP synthesis
Molecular function (GO): proton-transporting ATP synthase activity, rotational mechanism
Source: RefSeq, a predicted model, not a curated record